UACUACACAGACAGUAAUCACUUCUAAAAACGAGCUAGCUAGAUAGCUGCCAAGCAACAGCUACAACGCACAGUGCUGCCAAAAAUAACGUCCGUCCCGUUCUCUUCUUCUUGAAAAUCUAACCCCAUAAAUUUUACUGCUAGAAUACUAAUCUAUCUCUCUCUGUGUCGUUAUUUUUUGAGUUUGGGUUUGUCUGGAGAGAGAGAGAGAGCUAUGAGAAGAUCGCAUUUCUACUUUACUUUUAUACUAGCUCUGCUACUUUCCGUGGCUUGUACUUUUCAAUUCCAAGCUCAUGCUGCUCCUACAGCACCUUUGAUUAAGCACUUGUCUUAUCUUCUCAAAUGGACCACCACUGUGGCAUCCUCAAAAACACCCCAUUCAGAUGGGAAUGUUCUUCAGUUUGAGGAUGGAUACUUAGUUGAGACUGUUGUGGAAGGAAAUGCAAUGGGAGUGGUUCCUUACAAAAUAGGCCUUUCUGAGGAUGGUGAACUGUAUGCUGUCGAUGAAGUUAAUAGCAACGUUGUUAAAAUCACUCCACCAUUGUCACAAUAUAGUAGGGCAAGAUUGGUAGCUGGGUCAUUUCAGGGUUACACAGGACAUAUUGAUGGAAAACCAAAUGAGGCUCGUUUUAAUCAUCCCAGAGGUCUAACCAUGGAUGAUAAAGGGAACAUAUAUGUCGCUGAUACUUUGAAUCUAGCCAUCAGAAAGAUUGGAGAUGCAGGUGUCACAACCAUUGCUGGGGGGAAAUCAAACGUUGCAGGUUUUAGAGAUGGACCCAGUGAAGAUGCCAAAUUCUCAAAUGAUUUUGAUGUGGUGUAUCUUCACUCUAUCUGUUCUUUGUUAGUUGUCGAUAGAGGAAAUGCUGCUCUUCGGCAAAUCUCGCUUAACCAAGAGGAUUGUGAUUAUCAGUCCAGUUCAUUUACUAUGACAGAUGUGAUUAUGGUUGUUGGUGCCGUCUUGAUUGGAUAUGCUACGUGCAUGCUUCAGCAGGGGGUUGGGUCUUCUUUCUUCUCAAGAAUGAAACAAUCUUCAGAGAGUGAAUUUAAAAAGAAAUCAAGUAAGGAAAAACCCAUUCCUAUUAUGGAGAACAUGAAAGAGGAGCCCAAGUGGCCAUCUUUUGGACAGCUUUUGAUUGAUCUAUCUAAGCUUGCUCUUGAAGCAUUGGUUGGUAUACUCCUCUGUUUUGUUCCUUCUUGGAACAGACCAGGUGAAGCCAGAGCAGGCCUCACUCCUUUGAAAGAUUCUCUAACACUGCCUGAAGAUGAAGUUGAGCCUCCAUCAGUUCAGAGGCAGAGUACUCCUGCUACUGUAUCUGAAAGUCGCCAGGUCCAUACUCCAACUACAAGUGAUAAAUACUCGGAAGUGAAACCACCAAAGAUCAAGUCUGCCAGUUUUAAGGAUCCUUCUUUGUUAAGCAAGCAUCGGUCUUCAAAACGACAAGAAUAUGCAGAAUUCUAUGGUUCAGGUGAGGUUCCGUCUCAUGUCAGGUCAAAGAGUCACAAAGAAAAAUCAAGGCAUCGCCAACGAGAUAAAAGUGGUGAAGUGGUUUUUGGAGCGAUCGGGGCUGAGCCAAAACCUGCUGAGAUGAAGCAUGUGGACUCCAAUAGUCCAAAAUUUGAGCAUUACAAUAUCAGAAGCAAGUAUGGGCCUGAUAGUUCCUACCGAUUUUGAUAGACUACUUGUCUCAGUAUUGUACUGCCUGCCAAAUCCAGCUUAGCUUGUUUUUUUCUCCACCUUUUUUUGUACCCUUAUAUCUGUUAUUGAACUAAUAUCUAAUUCAAGUUUAAACUUGUAAGCAAGGGUUUAUCUGUCAGACACGUUUAUAAAGGAGUUCAUGAUAUUUCUUAAACUGGCUGCUGCAACACAAUCCAUCUGCAGAACGGGUGCAAGAACUGAUGAGCAUUCAGGAGUUGAGCUGCUGAUAGUCCAAAAGGGAACUGAUCAUGCAUUCUUGCCUCUGGAAGCAUAUAUUUGUCCAGAAGAAACUCACCGUGCGAAGGUUUGUAGGCUCAUUUUGCUUUCAUUAUGUAGUCGGCCUUUCAAAUCUACAAAACUUAUUUAGUAUAUGCUUGUACUCUAGAUUAUUUUGAAGUAUUGCAUUUAGAGGGUGGGAUUAGUCUGGCA
Messenger RNA from Populus euphratica (Euphrates poplar), 2124 nucleotides. RefSeq lists its product as uncharacterized. Gene Ontology annotation, molecular function: protein binding. The record is from RefSeq and is a predicted model, not a curated record. The coding region runs from base 214 to 1671 and encodes 485 amino acids. NCBI's taxonomy places the organism in Eukaryota, Viridiplantae, Streptophyta, Magnoliopsida, Malpighiales, Salicaceae. The transcript is spliced from 7 exons.